UGGCGCGGCGGCUGUAAUGGCGGCUGGCGGCGGCUCGGCGCUGCUCUGACACCCGGAUACCGCUCGGCGCGGCCCCGCUCCGCCCCGCUCCCGGCCCGCGCCGCGCCCCCCGCCCCCCUUCCCGCCGCCCGCCCCAGCUAGCUCCGCUCACGCCGUCCCUGGCCCCCGCCGCAGGCCCCCGCCGCGGGACGAGGAGGAGGGCUCCCCGCAGACAAUGGACGAGCACCCCGGAGGCGGCGGCGGGAUGGCGGCCGCCCCGAGGCCGCAGCAGCCGCCGCCGCAGGCGGGGGGCAGCAUGAACCUGCAGUCGGCUGGGGGCUGCGUGGGGGCCGGCGGCGGCGGAGGGCAGCAGGCGCAGGGCCCCGCGGCCCCGGCUGGCCAGGAGGCGGCGGGCCCCGCCGAGCUGUCCCGGCCGCAGCACUACACCAUCCCGGGGAUCCUGCACUACAUCCAGCACGAGUGGGCCCGCUUCGAGAUGGAGAGGGCGCACUGGGAGGUGGAGCGGGCCGAGCUGCAGGCUCGGAUAGCGUUUUUACAAGGGGAAAGAAAGGGUCAAGAAAAUUUGAAGAAAGAUUUAGUGAGAAGAAUAAAAAUGUUAGAAUAUGCAUUAAAACAAGAAAGGGCAAAAUAUCAUAAAUUAAAAUAUGGCACAGAAUUGAACCAAGGUGACUUGAAAAUGCCAACCUUUGAAUCAGAAGAAACCAAAGAUACAGAGGUUCCCACAGUACCUCAGAAUAGCCAACUGACCUGGAAGCAAGGCAGACAGUUACUAAGACAAUAUCUUCAGGAAGUAGGUUAUACAGAUACAAUAUUGGAUGUACGCUCUCAGCGGGUAAGGUCUUUGCUUGGGCUCUCCAAUUCAGAAACAAAUGGUUCAGUAGAAACAAAGAACUUAGAGCAGAUCCUCAACGGAGGUGAAUCUCCUUCAUCAAAACAAAAGGGACAGGAAAUCAAAAGGAAUUCUGGUGAUGUUCUUGAAACAUUUAACUUCUUAGAAAAUGCAGAUGAUAGUGAUGAAGAAGAAGAGAGUGACAUGAUAGAAGAUAUUGCAGAAGGAAAAGAAAAGCAUCGGAUAAAUAAGAAACACAAAAUUGGUAAUGAAGGUUUAGCGGCUGACCUUACAGAUGACCCUGAUACUGAAGAAGCUUUGAAAGAAUUUGACUUUUUAGUGACAGCUGAAGAUGGUGAGGGAGCUGGAGAAGCCCGAAGUUCAGGAGAUGGAACAGAAUGGGGAGUCAACAGGACAAAACUUCACGACAUGAUAGCUGAUCUGGGCGAUGAUGAGCUACCCCACAUCCCUUCAGGAAUCAUUAAUCAAUCUAGGUCACCCUCUUCUAGAAUGACUGAUCAUGAAGGUGCAAGAGCAGAGGAAGCUGAGCCAAUAACGUUUCCAUCUGGAGGAGGCAAGUCAUUUAUUAUGGGUUCUGAUGAUGUUUUGUUAAGUGUUCUGGGCCUUGGAGACCUUGCAGACUUGACAGUAACAAAUGAUGCAGACUAUAGUUAUGAUCUGCCAGCUAAUAAAGAUGCCUUCCGAAAGACAUGGAACCCCAAGUAUACGCUACGCAGUCAUUUUGAUGGAGUGCGGGCAUUAGCUUUUCAUCCUGUAGAGCCUGUGCUGGUUACAGCCUCUGAGGACCAUACUCUAAAACUUUGGAAUUUGCAGAAAACAGUUCCUGCCAAAAAGAGUGCCUCGUUAGAUGUAGAACCUAUCUACACAUUUAGGGCCCACAUUGGACCUGUAUUGUCAUUGGCAAUUAGUUCUAAUGGAGAACAGUGUUUUAGUGGUGGCAUUGAUGCCACCAUUCAGUGGUGGAAUAUGCCUAGCCCUAAUGUGGACCCAUAUGAUACCUAUGAGCCAAACGUUCUAGCUGGCACAUUAAUUGCUCACACAGAUGCAGUCUGGGGUCUUGCUUACAGCGGUAUCAAGAAUCACUUACUAUCUUGUUCAGCAGAUGGCACUAUUAGAUUAUGGAAUCCACCAGAAAAAAUGCCCUGUAUUUGCACUUACAAUGGAGAGAAAGAGCAUGGAAUACCUACAUCAGUUGACUUUAUAGGUUGUGACCCUGCUCAUAUGGUUACAUCUUUUAACACUGGCAGCACAGUCAUUUAUGAUUUAGAAACAUCACAGUCUGUUGUAAUGCUUUCAUCACAGACAGAAUCUGGUGUACAAUCAAAUAACCAUAUUAACAGGGUAGUAAGUCAUCCCACGCUUCCUGUGACUAUUACAGCUCAUGAAGAUAGACACAUCAAAUUUUUUGACAACAAAACGGGUAAAAUGAUCCAUUCUAUGGUUGCACACUUGGAUGCUGUCACAAGUCUAGCUGUAGAUCCCAAUGGAAUCUAUUUAAUGUCUGGAAGCCAUGAUUGUUCCAUUAGAUUAUGGAAUUUGGACAGCAAGACAUGUGUGCAGGAAAUAACAGCUCAUAGGAAAAAGUUGGAUGAAUCAAUUUAUGAUGUAGCAUUUCAUCCAUCAAAAGCAUAUAUUGCCAGUGCAGGAGCUGAUGCCCUUGCCAAAGUAUUUGUGUGACAUAGCAAAACAAACCUGCAUCAUAAUAGCAGGUCUGUUUGGACAAAAAAGAGGGAAUGCGUCACUGCCAUCAACGAUACGGUUACCAAUAAGACACUACAUCUGAUCUGCCUGGGUGAAGGCUCGUAGGUGGGGCAGGUUUAAGUUGGUGAAAAGUCACCACAUCUUGAAUAACGUCAGGCUCAUUCAUUUAACUGUAAUUACUGUAUUUGGGGGGGAGGAGGGGCAAAUUUAAAAAAAAAAAAACAAAAAACAAAAAAAAACAAAAAAAGAAAAACAGUAUUUGUAGCCUUGACUGGAUAUGAACUGAGCGUAUGUCUGUUCUUUAGGUGUCUUUAAGCAAACGUGGAGUCUGAUCUUACAAAAGACUUUUAUUUUGGACUCUGUGUGCUGCCUUAGGGUUAGGAAUGUGGUGCUCUUGUGGGGGGAAGUGAGCUCCAAGAGUAGCUUUCUUUUCAUCUCUUAGUAAUCUUCUGUUUAUCAGUUGAAUGCCACAGAUUCCCCUUUUAAACUUUUAUUUUGCUUUAAAGAAAAGGAAAUUUAACUUAAAAUAUUUUAGCAUUAGUUGCACAAAAUGUUUGGAUAAAAUUCUAGUUUUUAUAAGUCUUUUUAUAUAUUUAGCCUGUCACAACAGUGCUCAAGAUUGUAUUGAUAAUGUUUUUCUGCAUUAUAGAACCCUAAAACACAGAGAUCUCACUGACCCGCUGCCGUGUAACCACACUCUUCCCUUCUUUUGCCUAAUACAGCUCAGCUAAGUCCUUGCAUAAGGAUGCUAAUUCAUCAUCAUCGCAUAACUGUCUUCAUAAAUAAAGGACUGUAAAGUGUGUUCAAAUGAAACACAGAGGGGUUAACACCCCCCGAUGAACUCUUAAAAAUAAAAAUAAAAAAAAAUUAAUCUUGGCAUCCUAUCACUAUGUGAUAUUUUGUACAUCUUACUGUAUUUACGAGUUUAUUUAUCAAGGAUUACCCAUCUUGCUAAUGGCCUAUUGUUAUUUAUUUCACUUUUUGUUGGUCUUUAUAUCCUUUUAUGUAGUGUGUUAAAGGGCCCUGUAUAUCUAUUAUGGCACUCUUUGAACAGUCUAAAAUAGACGAAAAAUGGGACAUUUCAUAAUUCUAAAGUUGCAAACCAGGAAUUUCUUUUUUCCUCUGGUUAAGUACUGGAGUGGAGUUGAUUCCAAAAAACAAUCUUGUUUCAGAACUUUUGGAGUGAAAAAUAUUUUUUAUUUGCGUUUCAAAUAGAAUACAAAAGUAGUUGAUUCAAGAUUCAUAAAUCUGCUGUGUUUGGACUAGUUACUCCCUGCUUUUAUUUUAUUUUCAGAUGUGCUUCAGUUUAUGGUGUAACUAAAGAUUUUGUUUGUGUAAUGCAUGAUUAAUACAAUAAAGUAUUUUUUCUAGUCUUCCACAAAACUUUUCUGAUCAGUUUGCGAGUUUUGAUGAGUUUUGUAAGGUUUCUGUUUUACAAACUAUGAAUCAGCAAAUUUUUAAGAUUGUACCACAUAGCAAAAGUACAGCUGUUGAAAAAUAAUGUAUAUAAAAUGCAUAUAAUAAAUAUUAAAUGGUGUACCUGUAUGUUACUGUUGGCUACCUUAUUUUGUGUUGCACAGUUUAAAAGUGUCAUUCUACAAGUUACCAAAUUAGGUCUAAAUUAAUCAUAGCAAAAUGAUCAUUUGUUUAUUAUACUUACAAGCUGCUUUGCUUUUGGAAAAUUGUAAUAGUUGUCUGGAUGUCAACAAACCGUUCGGUUUCAAGCAGCAGCACCCACGUAUAAGAACAUGUUUCCACAAUAUUUUUAAAGCUCUUAUUUUAACCAGAACAACUUGAAAAUUGCUGACAGAACCUUUCUGUAGAGGUAAUCACAGCGAUUUUCUGCUAUCUGUGUGUAUGAGGUGAUUGUCAAGUGUGCUAGGAACCGAAAAGGUACCCUUAUUUUACUUCAGACUGCUGCUGACUCACUGUUUUGAAUCUAGAAAAACUCAUUCAUUUUUAUAUGCUUAAAAUUUGUCUGUGUCAAAUGCGAACUAUCGGCCUUUGUCCGUUUCUUUACGAGAAUUUCUUCUCCACUACAGAAGAUGUGUAAGUGCGGUGCUUAUGAAAAAGGCAAAGCUACCAGUGAACAUUUAGCAACUACUUGUGAUGAGCCACUUUCCUGAAAGUGCAUCAGCAGAAACAAAAUACGGCAAUGAGUCUUAGAUUGUCAUGCAAAAUUAGUCUUCAGGAUUAAAUUCCCUUAACCUGGAACAUGUUCCUAUAAGUGGUUCUAACUGUGUUGUUCCAUGCGAGAUUCCAGUUCAGCAAUGAGAAUGUAUCUCGGGUCAAGCAAAUUAAAUUUUAAAAAAGGGGCGCAGGAGUAUAUGCCCAGGGUAGACUGAAUACUGCGGUUAUAUUCUGAAAUGGAUUUUGUUUUAGUAAUAAUGUUGCAUUGUUUUAAAUGUGGUACAGUAAAUUUUAAUUGUAUAGAAAUUGGAAUUUUUUUUCCUUUACCGUGAAGAUCAAGGUGAGGCCUUUUACUAAUCACUUGUAGGACACUAAGACUUUACUUUUGAAAGUAACAUUCAGCUGACUUGCACUUUUGUUCCUUCCAGUCUAAAGCAUUCAACUAAUCAACAGACAAGAGAGUGUAUCUGAAUUUUAUUGCAAGUAAUUUCAUAACUGCCUUUUCUGAAGCCAAACUUUGUUUCUGGCAGCUUUUCCAGACUGCUGCAUUUUAAUGCUUAAAUGAAAUGUGAUUGUUUAAUAAACAUUGCCAUGCAUAACA
Rhea pennata is the source of this 5282-nucleotide messenger RNA. It is a transcript of the gene STRN3, whose product is annotated as striatin 3. Lineage: Eukaryota; Metazoa; Chordata; Aves; Rheiformes; Rheidae. Gene Ontology annotation, molecular function: protein phosphatase 2A binding; calmodulin binding; protein-containing complex binding. The transcript is spliced from 17 exons. Bases 215 to 2527 code for a protein of 770 amino acids. Gene Ontology annotation, cellular component: dendrite. The record is from RefSeq and is a predicted model, not a curated record.